AUGACGAUUACCGCCAUAAAUAACCUCAUGCCCGCGCGGGUCACUGUCAAUCCGACUGAAAAGCGGUCUGAGAAGCCUCCUCCUCAGCUCCAUAGCGUCCAAGAAUGGCCCUUCAAGGGUUAUCAACCUCCGCAGCCUGAGGGAUAUCAGCAGAGCGGCCCCGACAGCGCCAUCGUGAUUGACAAUGGCUCUCACCUAGUCAAGGCCGGUUGGUCUUUCGACAAGAAUCCCCGAUUCGCCAUACCUCCUGUCAUGAGCCGAUACCGUGAUCGCAAGCUCAACCGCCAAUGCCAGUUCGUCGGAUAUGAUGCCUACGUCGAUGCGACGACAAGAGGACAGCUGCGCUAUGGUUUCGACCCUGGCUCCAGCGUCGUCGGUAACUGGGAUGUGAUGGAAGGAGUGCUGGACUAUCUGUUCAUAAAGCUCGGCGUAGACGGUUCCAAUGGAGGCGUCGGUCGCCCGAUCUUGAUGACGGAGCCAAUUGCGAACCUAGGAUAUCCCAGGAAGAUGAUGAACGAGAUCCUCUUCGAAUGCUACUCCGCGCCCUCUGUUGCCUACGGUAUCGACUCGCUUUUCUCCUACCGUUAUAACAACGGCACCGAUGGUCUGAUUGUAGACUCGUCGCAUACUUCUACUCAUGUCAUUCCCGUUAUGAAUUCGAAACCUAUGCUCUCGAACAGCUCUCGUCUCAACUGGGGUGGAUUGCAGAGCUCUGAAUAUCUCAUGAAGCUCAUGAAGCUUAAAUACCCAACAUUCCCGACCCGUUUCACCGAUGCACAGAUGGAGGAAAUGAAGCAGAAGCAUUGUUACAUCUCGCAGGACUACGCCAACGAAUUGAAUGGGUAUCUUGACUGGACUGGACUGGAGGAACGUGAUCGCGUUAUUCAGUACCCCUUCACGGAGCAGGUCGUGCAGGAGAAGACAGAAGAACAGAUCCAGCAAGCACUAGAGCGCAAGAAGGAGGCUGGCCGGCGUCUGCAAGAUCAAGCCGCAAAGAUGCGCCUGGAGAAGCUGGUGAAGAAGGAGGAAGAGCUUGAGUACUGGAAGCAACUGCAGGAUAACCUUGCCUCGGAAACAAAAAAGGAAAUCCGUCGCAUCCUGGAAGCCGAAGAUUUGAAGGACGAGGUCCAACUGGAGCGAAUGAUUCGCGAUUUGGAGAAAUCCAUCAAGCGUUCGCGCAACAAGGACCUCGGUAUUGAAGAGACCGAAGAACAGCCCGAGGAAAUGACGUUCCCCAUGCUUGAUAUUCCAGACGACCAGCUUGAUGAGGCCGGUCUGAAAGAGAAGCGCCACCAGCGUCUCAUGAAGUCCAAUGUCGAUGCCCGAGCCCGAGCUAAGGAAGAGAAGGAGCGUGAAAAGGCUCGUCGCGAAGAGGUUGAGCGUCUUGACCGCGAACAGCGGGAGAACAACUUUGAGACAUGGGUCUCGCAGCGCCGAAACAACCGUCAGACUAUUCUACAAAGGAUCAAGGACCGUGAUCGCAUGACAGCAGAUCUCGGAAACCGGAAAUCUUUAGCCAGUCAAAUGCGCAUGAAGACACUAGCUAACCUGGCAUCCGACGGUCCCAAGAAACGGCGCCGUGGUGGAGAUGACGACGACUUUGGUGCCAAUGACAACGACUGGAGUGUGUACCGCGACGUUGCAACAGGCGACCAAAGUGAGGAUGAAGAGGAGGAGGAUCUCGGUAGUAUGUUGAAUGCAGUCGAAAACGAGCUGCUAGAGUAUGAUCCCGACUUCACCGAAAACCACACUCUCGCCGCCCAGUCCGACUGGACCAAGAGUUUGGUCCACGCAUUCCUCCGCGGACCCUGGCCUUUCGACCCAGAGAGCCAGCGAGAGGCACACCAACUGCACUUGAACGUCGAGCGCAUCCGCGUGCCGGAGGUUGUCUUCCAACCUUCCAUCGCUGGCGUUGACCAAGCCGGUCUAAUCGAACUCGCAGCCGAUAUUAUCAACCAGCGCUACUCCAACCCAGCCGACCAAUCCCGCCUCCUGAAGGACGUGUUCCUCACAGGUGGAAACACCCUCUUCACUGGCUUUGAUGAGCGCUUCCGUAAGGAAUUCCGUGGUUUCCUCCCUAUUGAUGCCACGCUGGACGUGCGCAAAGCUACGGACCCGGUCUUCGAUGCCUGGAAGGGUGCUGCGCAGUGGGCUUCUGGUAGUGACCUUGGUCGUUCCUCGGUCACCCGCCAGGAGUACAUGGAGAAGGGUAGCGAGUACCUCAAGGAGCAUGACCUCGGUAACGCUAUGUGGUGA
Messenger RNA from Penicillium antarcticum, 2256 nucleotides. Its product is annotated as actin-related protein ARP5. The transcript has 4 exons. NCBI's taxonomy places the organism in Eukaryota, Fungi, Ascomycota, Eurotiomycetes, Eurotiales, Aspergillaceae. The coding region runs from base 1 to 2256 and encodes 751 amino acids. Gene Ontology annotation, biological process: regulation of DNA-templated transcription. The record is from RefSeq and is a predicted model, not a curated record. Gene Ontology annotation, cellular component: cytoplasm; Ino80 complex.